AGUGAAUACAAUGAAGCCAAUAAAGCAAGAAAUACUGAUGUGGCAGAACAAGGCCGAAGUAUUACAAAAUAAAGUGAAGGAGUUGGAAGCCCUGAACAGUGAGCUUCGGCAGCAAGUAGUGGAGCUUUCAGCACAGCAAAAUGAUCUGAUUCCUAGAACAUCAGUGGCACAUGAAGAAACUGGGGCUGUUGACCUAUCUAGUGAUGGGAACACAUCAACUGAUGUAGAAUCAUCAGUCACAGAAGAAUCAUGUGAUGACUCCUCUUCAAGUUCAAGUUCAGAAGGGACUCGUCAAAGAAGAAAAACAAAGAAAAGCAAAAACAAGAAAAACAAAAGCAAGAAACAUAAGAAGAACAAGAGGAAGGACAAGAAUGAAUAUGACAAGAUAAAACGAGCCAACAAUGUUCGUGAUGUUUUACGUCGAUACAAAAGGCUUUUGAAGCUAACGCGACGUGGAGCAACCAUGACCAAAGCCUUCAGAAAAGAGGGUGUCUCUCGGAAUGCAGUGGCUCAGCUCGCCCCUAUCGCGGAGCUCUACUUUGCAGACAGGGUCCAGUUCAACAGCAUCAGCUUCACCCCAGGGAAGCUAGCCGAGUUCGCGGAGAAGUGCAGAGAACACAUUGUGGGGGACGUUAAAGAAAAAGUGCUAGCAAUGAAAAUAAAAGGUUCACUUUUGCCUUUUUGCCUAAAUAAGUGA
This is a messenger RNA of Rhinichthys klamathensis goyatoka, 697 nucleotides long. RefSeq names its product coiled-coil domain-containing protein 106-like. The coding region runs from base 11 to 697 and encodes 228 amino acids. Lineage: Eukaryota; Metazoa; Chordata; Actinopteri; Cypriniformes; Leuciscidae. The transcript has 3 exons. Gene Ontology annotation, cellular component: nucleoplasm. The record is from RefSeq and is a predicted model, not a curated record.